GUCAGCGGCGGCGCUAGCUCCGAAGCGGACUAGAGGCCUAUGCGACCUCUCAACCUCGCAACGCGUCUUCAUACCGCGUUUUCAAUUAACGCGAAAUCCAAAAUUCACCAGGAAAUGAAAUCUCAGCCGUCGACCCCUCGACCCACAACCCACCUGCAUACAUCGCCGUCCCUUACUAACCUGCCGCCUACCUAGUCGUCGAUUAGUCGUCCGCGACACGUAACGCUUUCUCCCACCUACACAUACCACAGGCUACUCACUCACCGCACUCGGGCUAUGUAAAUCGGGCGUACUGGCCCCCUAAACUUCUCCCACAAACAACAGCCCCCCCCCAAGCGUGCAAGAUGGAUCGCCAAUCGGUCUACUCGGUUUCUGUCUUUCAGUCCAACUCGGGGCCUAACGAGGACAGCCGGCUGCAAAUACUGGAGCAGCUAAUGACCUUCAUCCUCCAGUUUAGACACGACAAUAUCUUCGUGUAUAGAGACCAAUUACGAGAGAACGCGCUGUUAAAGAAGUAUUUCUGCGAUGUGAAUAUCACUGACUUGAUCAAGUACAACGAGGAGCUUGCGCACCGGCUGGUGACGGAACCCGCCGAUAUCAUUCCCCUGUUCGAAACGGCCCUCAAGAAGUGCACACACCGGAUUGUCUUCCCCCACGACCCGAAGGCCGCAAUUCCCGAACAUCAGCUCCUCCUCCACUCCAACGCCGAAGAUGUCUCUAUCCGCCACCUCGACUCCGAGACCAUCGCCCGCCUCGUUAGGGUACCCGGCAUCGUCAUAGGCGCCUCCGUCAUGUCUUCCAAAGCCACCGAGUUACACAUCCAAUGCCGAAAUUGUCUACAUGCCCAGACGCUACCCAUCCUCGGCGGGUUCACCGGCGUCGCCCUCCCUCGACAGUGCGGCCGCCAGAGGGCCGCGAAUGACCCGUCCGAGAAGUGUCCCCUCGAUCCGUAUUUUGUGAUUCACGAGAAGUCUGUCUUUGUGGACCAGCAGAUCAUAAAACUCCAGGAAGCCCCCGAUCAGGUACCCGUCGGAGAGUUGCCGCGACACGUACUGAUUUCCGCCGAUCGAUACCUCACGAACAGGGUGGUUCCGGGAUCGAGAUGCACCAUCAUGGGCAUCUUCUCGAUUUACCAGAACAAGGGCUCCCGGAACUCGUCGACCGGCGGUGCCGUGGCUAUUCGAACACCCUACCUCAGAGCGGUAGGCAUCCAGACGGAUAUGGACUCCACGGCGAAGGGGCACUCGGUGUUCUCCGAGGAGGAGGAGCAGGAGUUUAUGGAACUCAGCAGGCGGCCUGAUCUGUACAACAUCAUGGCCGACUGCAUUGCCCCGUCCAUCUACGGGAAUCGGGAUAUCAAGAAAGCCAUACUGUGCCUACUUCUCGGAGGCUCGAAAAAGAUCCUGCCUGACGGCAUGAAGCUCCGAGGCGACAUCAACGUGCUCCUCCUCGGCGACCCGGGUACGGCGAAGUCGCAGCUGCUGAAGUUCGUCGAAAAGGCCGCGCCUAUUUCCAUCUACACGUCGGGCAAGGGCUCGUCCGCGGCCGGUCUGACGGCGUCGGUGCAGCGGGACCACUCAACGCGGGAGUUCUACCUGGAGGGCGGAGCGAUGGUGCUGGCGGACGGCGGGGUGGUGUGCAUCGACGAGUUCGACAAGAUGCGGGACGAGGACCGGGUCGCGAUCCACGAGGCGAUGGAGCAGCAGACCAUCUCGAUCGCCAAGGCGGGCAUCACCACGAUCCUCAACGCGCGCACGUCGGUCCUCGCGGCGGCGAACCCCAUCUUCGGCCGCUACGACGACCUCAAGACCCCCGGCGAGAACAUCGACUUCCAGACCACCAUCCUGUCCCGCUUCGACAUGAUCUUCAUCGUCAAGGACGAGCACACGCGCGAGAAGGACGAGCGCAUCGCCAAGCACGUCAUGGGCAUCCACAUGGGCGGCCGCGGCCUCGAGGAGCAGGUCGAGGGCGAGGUCCCCGUCGAGAAGAUGCGGCGGUACAUCAGCUACUGCAAAUCGCGGUGCGCGCCGCGCCUGUCGCCCGAGGCGGCGGAGAAGCUGUCAUCGCACUUCGUGUCGAUCCGGAAGCAGGUGCACGCGUCGGAGCUGGAGGCGAACGCGCGGUCGAGCAUCCCGAUCACGGUGCGGCAGCUGGAGGCGAUCGUGCGGAUCACGGAGGCGCUGGCGAAGCUGACGCUGUCGGCGGUGGCGACGGAGCAGCACGUGGACGAGGCCAUCCGGCUGUUCCUGCGCAGCACCAUGGACGCCGUGUCGCAGGGGACGUCGGCCGGGCCCGGCGGCGCCGGCGCCGGCAACCGCGAGCUCGCCGACGAGGUCGCCCGCGUCGACGCCGAGCUGCGCCGCCGCCUCCCCAUCGGCUGGAGCACCAGCCUCGCCACCCUCCGCCGCGAGAUGGUCGACGGCCGCGGCUUCUCCGAGCUCGCCCUCAACCGCGCCCUCAUGAUCCUCCAGCGCCGCGACACCAUCAUGUUCCGCAACCAGGGCACCCAGGUCUACCGGAACGGCGCUUGAGGAGGAGGAGGAGGAGGAGGAGGAGGAGGAGG
Messenger RNA from Durotheca rogersii, 2563 nucleotides. RefSeq names its product MCM-domain-containing protein. The record is from RefSeq and is a predicted model, not a curated record. Gene Ontology annotation, molecular function: single-stranded DNA helicase activity; single-stranded DNA binding; DNA replication origin binding. NCBI's taxonomy places the organism in Eukaryota, Fungi, Ascomycota, Sordariomycetes, Xylariales, Xylariaceae. Gene Ontology annotation, biological process: DNA replication; double-strand break repair via break-induced replication; DNA replication initiation. Gene Ontology annotation, cellular component: nucleus; MCM complex. The transcript has 4 exons. Bases 345 to 2531 code for a protein of 728 amino acids.